This is a messenger RNA of Trichophyton benhamiae CBS 112371, 1419 nucleotides long. RefSeq lists its product as uncharacterized. The transcript has 3 exons. Lineage: Eukaryota; Fungi; Ascomycota; Eurotiomycetes; Onygenales; Arthrodermataceae. Gene Ontology annotation, cellular component: chromatin. Bases 1 to 1419 code for a protein of 472 amino acids. The record is from RefSeq and is a predicted model, not a curated record. Gene Ontology annotation, molecular function: DNA-binding transcription factor activity, RNA polymerase II-specific; RNA polymerase II cis-regulatory region sequence-specific DNA binding. Gene Ontology annotation, biological process: regulation of transcription by RNA polymerase II.
AUGGCGACACAUGCUCCCGUGAACAGUCUACCACCGGCCUCGUUCUUGGGCCAGCACCAGCAGCCGCAGCAGCAGCAGUUUCCUUCACAUGGCCUCUUGCCACCAACAACUGGCGCUCAAGCCUAUCCCCAGCCAAUUGCACCUGCUCCGCCACGAGAUAGACGGCACGAGUAUGGUAUGCCCGGCGCUCCUUUCACCGGAGCUGAGGAUAAAGGCCCAAUGUGGGCGGCACCUGAUGGAAUGUCUGCUUCAGCCGCCGCCUAUCCUCCCAAGGAUGCACCACGAACUCAGGUUGUUGGCUCUCAGGGUCGACGAGGUAUCCUUCCUAGCGUUCCAGGACGUGCAGCUAUCACCAAUGGUGUAAACGGGACUGCCAAGGGUACCGCUAUUCCAGCUAAGGAUGCUGAUGGCAAAUUUCCUUGCCCACACUGCAACAAAACAUAUCUUCACGCAAAGCAUCUAAAGCGACAUCUGUUGCGCCACACUGGUGAUCGCCCCUACAUGUGUGUUCUCUGCAAAGACACGUUCUCUCGAAGCGAUAUCCUCAAGCGUCAUUUCCAGAAAUGCUCUCUCCGACGAGGCAAUCCUACCGGAAUCAGUCACUUGUCUCACCCUCAUGCUCAUCUCAAGAAGGCUCAGGCAGCGGGGGUUGUGCCUAAACCGGUGAAUCAGGGUGAUGUUAGUAACCCCAUCUCACUUCCCAAUGGUAUUGGUGGUACUACGUUUGGGGAAGCGCCCGCGAGCGGGCAUGGGGUUACAAUGGCUCCUGGCCAUCAACCCCGCUUCGCAGAACAUCAGCCAUUCAGUUAUCCUAUGCCUUCUCAUGCGCCAGCGGUACAGAGUGGUAGUAGCGGUUUGGCCCGUGGCCCCUUGGACCAGAUUCCCGCCGGCACUACUACUGCCCAGUACCCUCCGCAUCAGCAGCAGCAUCAGAAAACCUGGAUGGCUGAGCCCAAACACAACUCUUCGUCGUUCCAUACGCAGUCUGGAACUGACUCUGUUGGCCAGUCGACCAGUAUUGCUCUUCCUCCGAUCGAUGCUAAGAAUACUUCCGAUAACAAACAGGCUCCUCCCCAACAUCCACCACCACAGCACUCUCAUCCUCAGCAGCCGCAGCAGAACAUUGACUGGUCUGUCCUUCAGCCGGGUUCGCAUGAGAACUACAUGCCCGGCCCGCCAGUCUACCCUACGUCCAUGACACCAGUUAAUGACGGAAUGCAUGCACAUGUCGAUGCUGAUCGCAAGUACUAUCCUGCCACCACUGCCGGACAGCAGGAAAAUGGUGGUUUGAACGGUCUUUACCUUGCAUCCACCAGCUUAAGCGGUGAUGAGUUCUGUGACGGCCGAAUUGUGAACGAGUUUCUCUUAUUAAUCCCUUACAAUUUUUCGUUUCCCUUUGAUCUCGACCUUCCUCCUUAA